This is a messenger RNA of Spirodela intermedia, 1626 nucleotides long. Lineage: Eukaryota; Viridiplantae; Streptophyta; Magnoliopsida; Alismatales; Araceae. The record is from the annotation of a GenBank genome assembly.
AUGCCAGGUUCAAGGCUUCAAAGCAUCAGCAAGGAUCUUACUGAUGAGAAAAACGAUUUGCCCCUGUUUGAUUUGGGUACUAUAGAAUUGGCCACAAACAAAUUCGCAGAUGGUAAUAAGAUUGGGACAGGAGGGUUUGGUUGUGUCUACAAGGUGAGCUUUCCUUUUUAUUACGCCUCCAAGAACACCGCAGGAUUGUUAUAUCUUCCUCGUGGAUGCAUUUUACCUCUGGAUCGUAUAACUGAGGCGUAGUACUAAUUCUCAAGCCUUCUUUACAACUUUUCAGGGAAAAUUUGUGGAUGGUCAGGAAGUGGCUGUAAAGCGGCUCUCUUCGCAAUCUGGAGAGGGGAUUGAAGAGUUCAAGACUGAGGUUAGGCUGAUUGCCAAACUCCAGCACAGAAACCUUGUCCGGCUUCUUGGAUGCUGCAUUGGAGGAGGAGAAAGACUGUUGGUCUACGAGUACAUGCCCAACAGUAGCUUGGAUGCCUUCAUAUUCGGUAGGAUUCUUGACUUUUUUUUUUUAUUGCAAUCAUAGGAUUAGAAUUUUCAAUAUUGUCCCAAUGCUUGCCCAGAAUGAUGCUAAUGAUGGUGUCACACCCAAGAUCCAGUGAUGGCCACGACUAACUUAUAGACAUCUACCAUUGACAUUAAAAGGAAUUGGAUCUUUUUUUAUGUUGACUCAAGAUCGAGCCUUUAUUUACAUGCAGGUGAUGAACAGAAGCGUCUGUUUUUGGACUGGGAAAAGCGCUUGGAGAUAAUCUUGGGGGUAGCCCGUGGGCUUCUCUAUCUCCACCAGGAUUCACGGCUCAGAGUCAUCCACAGGGAUCUCAAGGCAGCCAACAUACUCCUAGACGAGGCUAUGAACCCCAAGAUCUCGGACUUUGGCACUGCCAGGAUCUUUGGAAGGGAUCAAAUGGAGGACAACACCGUGAAAAUAGUCGGCACCAUGUACGUCCUCUCUCUUGGGCUAGUUAUUCAUUUUGGUUUGAUCUCAUGACGAACAGUGACAAUAUUAUUUUCGUUUUCACGAACGUUGCAGUGGAUAUAUGUCCCCAGAGUACAUCAUGAGUGGGAAUUUCUCGGAGAAGUCUGACAUCUUCAGCUUUGGAGUUCUGGUGUUGGAAAUCAUAAGUGGUAGGAAGAACCAGUGGAUCUCUCAGAAGAACUUCCACAUGAGGCUUCUAGCCAACGUAAGUGCAGAACAGCUAGACCCAUCUACCGAAUAGCAUUCCAUGUACCGCAAUCAUCGUUGGUCCCUAAAGCCCCAAGCGUAUAUAUAGUACUUACCAUUUUGGGAAACUUUCAUAUCAGGCUUGGAGACUCUGCACCGAAAACCAAUGUGAUAAGCUCUUGGACGACAUGCUGAGGCCUCCAAAUCAGCUCUCCGAUGUCCUGAGGUACAUACAGAUUGGGCUCCUGUGUGUGCAGGAGUCUCCAGACGACAGGCCGACAAUGCAAGAGGUAGUUUUCAUGCUGGCCAACAGGAAUUCUGUGCUGCCACGGCCGGAGAAGCCCGGGUUCUUUAAACCCACCAGCCUGGUGGCAGCAGCACAGUGGUUCGCCGACGGCCAUAAUCUAUCGCCCUCUGUGAACGUGAUUACUCUCACGAAUGUUGAAGGGCGCUGA